AUGGGAAACAUCAACUCUUGCUGGGCUGCUGAGCCGCCGGUCGCCGAGACGUUGUCGAGCUGCGUUACAAAGACCACAACCGCCGCGCACAAUUUCACGGUGACAAACUACUCGCUUCUCAAGGGCAUGGGCGUCGGCAAGUUCGUCAGUUCCAGGCCGUUCAGCGUCGGCGGCUACAGUUGGCAGAUCAGGUUCUACCCUGACGGAGACGACCAGGAACAUGCAGGCUACGCGGCGGCCUUCUUAUGUCGUUGUGAUGGCCUCGCAGCAACCGGCGUGCAGACCAAGUACACAUUAAGCUUGCGGCGCAACAAGGAUGGCAAAGUACACCGUGAUUCUAAGUGCUCCAGCAAGCUCGUAACAUGUAAUUUUCAGCAAGUGGGUGCUGGCUGGGGCUUUUCCGAUUUUAUAGAGAAGUCUAAGCUGCAAGAAGACUGUUUCACGAUCAGGUGCGACUUGACCGUCAUAGGAAAAACCAUCAUCCUAUAG
Molecule: messenger RNA, 489 nt
Organism: Lolium perenne
Lineage: Eukaryota; Viridiplantae; Streptophyta; Magnoliopsida; Poales; Poaceae
Product: BTB/POZ and MATH domain-containing protein 5-like
Biological process (GO): protein ubiquitination
Molecular function (GO): protein binding
Source: RefSeq, a predicted model, not a curated record